AACGACAACAAUAAAAAAAAAUAACAUUAUAUUUCCAAGUUACCAAGUCCGACGCGUACGUCUUAUAAUAUAAUAAUUAUUAUUAAGAUCUGUGUUUGUGCGUUAAUUUAUUGACGUUUUGUGCUCGUGGAAUAGAAUGUUCGCCGUCUGUUGAAAGUCGAACCUGUUUUUUUAAAUUGUUGCCGUAGUCGAUCCCGUCAAAAUGAGCUUCCUAAGUAAACUAUUCGGUGGCAAAAAGGAAGAAAAAGGCCCUUCUACCGAGGAUGCCAUUCAAAAGCUGAGGGCCACGGAGGAGUUGUUGAUCAAGAAACAAGAGUUCUUGCAAAAGAAAAUCGACCAAGAGUUGGAAAUAGCCAAAAAGAAUGGCACCACGAAUAAACGAGCGGCAAUACAGGCGUUGAAACGCAAGAAACGCUAUGAGCAACAAUUGGAGCAAAUAGAUGGCACAAUGUUAACAAUUGAAACACAACGAGACGCUCUAGAAGGCGCCAACACAAAUAAUGCUGUUUUGACUACUAUGAAAACGGCUGCCGACGCACUUAAGACAGCACAUCAAAAUAUGAAUGUAGAUGAUGUUCAUAAUAUGAUGGAUGACAUAGCGGAAUCACAAGAAUUAUCAAAGGAAAUUUCGGAAGCUAUUUCCAAUCCAAGUGGCAUUGGUAUUGAUGUAGACGAUGAUGAUCUACAAAAGGAAUUAGAUCAAUUAGAACAAGAAGAACUGGACAAAGAACUAUUGAAUACAGGCAAGACACCAUUAUCAGAUUUGCCAACUCCCGCUGUUCCAACCAGCGAGCCUGGCGGAAGAAGCAAAGCAAAAACAAAAGUUGUGGAAGACGAUGACGAUGAAAUGAAAGAAUUAGCCAAAUGGGCUUCGUAAAAACAUAUAUUGCUACAAUCCAUUUAGCGGUAAUCAUAUUAUAAAUAAAAAAUAAAACAAUUAUAACAUUUUUAAACAAAUUUAAAGUUAUCAGUACAAUAUACUAUUAUUAUUUUAUACAUAGAGGUGAGGCAUUUACUGUUUUAACACGAAUUUAUUAUUACCGCCCAA
This is a messenger RNA of Adelges cooleyi (spruce gall adelgid), 1048 nucleotides long. It is a transcript of the gene shrb, whose product is annotated as charged multivesicular body protein 4c. Gene Ontology annotation, cellular component: cytoplasmic side of plasma membrane; multivesicular body; ESCRT III complex. Gene Ontology annotation, biological process: vesicle budding from membrane; late endosome to vacuole transport via multivesicular body sorting pathway. The transcript has 5 exons. The coding region runs from base 203 to 877 and encodes 224 amino acids. The record is from RefSeq and is a predicted model, not a curated record. Lineage: Eukaryota; Metazoa; Arthropoda; Insecta; Hemiptera; Adelgidae.